Molecule: messenger RNA, 8270 nt
Organism: Porites lobata
Lineage: Eukaryota; Metazoa; Cnidaria; Anthozoa; Scleractinia; Poritidae
Source: the annotation of a GenBank genome assembly
AUCAAUUCUGUCUCAAAUAGACAUUAAAUAGUUCAGCGUCUUUUAAGACGUAUCUUUCAUAAAAACGUGCGUUGGCGUCGGGAAUUCGAAAUGUUUUCAGAGGUAAGUAUUUAUUGAAGUUUCUAUUUAAGCCAGUGUGGGGUAAAAAUGUCUUAAUGGGAAAACUACGUAGUUUCACUGCAUUCAAAUUCACGGGAUUAAGACAGAAAUGCGUGGGAAGUAUCUUGGAGUUAGGCAUUUUGGAACGGCUCAUUAAUGAGAGGGGAUGUCUAAAGGACGAAAUAACUAUUGUUAGACCCAGAAAAAAAGCUCUUUCUGCCAACUAGAAACGGUCUUUAUGAAUAGGAAAACGCUGAGGGUUUCUAAUGAUCAAAGCAUUAAGAGACAGAAUCCAAAGUUCAGAGUUUUGUUGUUCUGCUACAAGAAGAGAUAAGCCCUUUUGCUGGGGUCGUCACAAUUUGCCGGCCCCGUUUUCCGAGCCAAGGAGAAAACAUACGCCUUAAAAAAAUGGCAGCAUGAAAAUAAACACAGGUUUGACCAACCAAUGCAUAAACAUCACUCAGUUAGAAGUAUCCUCAGUACCUUAUCCUAUUUUGCAUUUCUUCAUUUCGCUUUCAAUUGACACGACUUUUUAACGAUUGGCCUUGCUUUUCAAAUUGUUCUCAUGUUUAUGCUUGUGCAGCUAGCUCAUUAACUAAUCAUGAUAUUGCAGAUUUAGAGAGAAUGAGUUGCGUGUUCGUAUCCUACAGAAAUGUUUGUUUGACAAAUAUGAUCUUUAUAAAUCCUAGGAAAAAAGUUCAUCUUCAUUAAGCUGACUAUUGACUGUAAAUAAAUAGAAACUUUGAUUUUUGAGGCAAAAAAAUGUAUGAGAGAAAAUUGUGAGUAGCUUGGUUGUUAACUUAAUUGUGGAUGUAAUCAUCCUGCUUUCGUUUUUAACAGCGCAUCCAGUUUGAAGAAAAAGCAUUCUAGUUUAAGCCAAAACCUGCUGGUUUUCUGAAACGGAAAUAACAUGUAGUAUCAGUUUAAGCCGUAAAAAGACGUUUUGUUUCACUUCAGUGUUCCUUACCCGUUUUUCGCUUAACUAAUACAUGUGAAAAGUAAUAUUGAUCACAAUAAACCGAGUGGAUUUUCAUGCCAUUAUUACAAAGCCUUUUUAAAUAGCCUCAAAUCGCUUUCUUUGUAUUGAAAUUUAAGCAAAAUCAUCCGUCAUAUCCAAGUUAGGACCCCUGCCUUAAUUUCCAUGCAGCGUGUCGGAUUGAUUAGUCUCAAUAACAAUAAAUGUAGAACCCUCAGAAUUCAAAAUGCACUAAACAAACAAACGUAUAUGGUGUUGGAAGCAUUAUAUUUCCGAUAGAGGUCUUAGUCACUCUAACCUGUCUUUAAUACUAUCUGUUUGCAUUUCAACUUUUUGAAGACAUUGAGACGUUUGUUUUAGUUAAAUCAUCCCUUUCACGCUCUUUGGGCCCGUUUCUUCAAAGUCCCGGUAACUUUCCGGGCCCGAAAGCAAGUAAUAUACUGUAAUCACAAUCAAAAGAAUAAAAGCGAGGAUGCAAGCUAAAAAAAACCAUUUUAUUUUGUCAAUUGUAAAGUUAUCAUUUUAUCUCCAAAAACUACAUGAAACAUCAUUUUCUUUGCUUCAUGGUGUCGGGGUCACAAGGUGUCUGACCUUCUCUUCAGGCAAGUUUUACAGUAGAGGGAUUUUCCAGAUUUGUGAUGGAUCCGAAACAUUUUGAUACCAGAUUUCUUUUAAUGGUCGUUCAAGAAACGCAGAUGUGUGUAUCUGAAAUCAGUAAAAACGUUCCAGUUUGAUCGCGUCCCCGAAGAUGUUGAAUGAAGUGAAUACCUUGAAUCCGAUUACUGUUCAAUCGUCAAUGUUUUGCUGUCAUUCUUCCAAUAAAUUGGCCGGAUGCUUUUCGCCUGCGAUGAUCAGGGACGGCGGAGCCGAGGGGUCUAAAAGCCCCCCCUCCACUUUUCUAGAGGAAAAAUUUUUUUGUUUAAGUAGGUACGUGCUGUAAGCACUAGAAGUGCCUGUCAUUUUACACCUUAUCCAGGUUGAGAUUUUUUAGAGAAAUAUCUCAUUGAGAAUGUUGAAAAUACCAUUUCUGAGCCUCUAGAUUUCAAAAUUUUCUGGAGGAAGAUUCCUCCCAAUCCCCCAACCCAACCAAUACGUGUCUCCGGCGCAAGUUUUCAAGCGCAGUCCCCCCAGUUGAAAUUGCGCUCCGCCGUCCCUGAAGAUACGAAUUUGGUGAACGUAAUCGGCGGCAAACAGCCAAAAUGCACGAUAACCGUUUUCGCGCAUGAAUAUCCACGGAUUUAUCGAUGUGUGUAAUUGGUUGGGAAUCCGUAUACGGUUAAUAGUACAAACGCCAAAGCCUGCGAAUCCAAAACCCUUAAUGUUGUACUAAAAUUGUAACUUUGUAACUUUGUAACUUUAUUUGAUUUACCACAAAAUACAAAUAACGAUAAAACAAGACAGUUACACAAAAGCAAAUGAAAGUGGCGAGGAAGCCCAAAAAGAAACCAUGAGGCUUAUAGAAAUUGGGCUCCCUCAGAGUAAAAAUAAAGUUAACAGUAACAGUAAGGCCAGGAUCGAAAGUCAAAUACAAUGAAGGUAAGUAUAAAUUAACUAAUUACAUAGACUGAGUUGACAAAAUAUAAGGUAACAUUAACAAAUCCGGAUAAAUCUCGCCUACGGGAUUCCAUCUAGCCAGGAUCAUUUUUAAAUCUCAAUGCUUUAAAAUUAAAGGCGUGUUUGAUUGAUCGUAUUCGGGAAUAAGAAUGCGUAAAAAUUUUGUUACAAAUCUCUUCGUACAUUAUUUUUGGGCCAUUAAACUUUAUAUGCAACAGAAUACGUGUAAUAAAGUGGCUAAAGCCGUUAAUUUUGUCUCUUCGUUAUAUCUUCUUAUGCAACAGAAUAUUUUAUUUCAAGCAGUUUUGUCAACAUUGGAACACAAUAGAGAGCUUUAGACUUGCGGACGAGAAAGACUACGAGUUCGAGAUUUAACCUAAAGAUUUUUCGCGUAUUCUCAAGAAAAUCAGAUUCAAUCCUGAACUUCAUUGUUUUAUUUUUUACUUGAAAAGUUAAUGCAGUUAUUUUCUAUUGGAGAGCGUUUAGCCCUUUCUCGGUCUCAAAAUUAUUAAACUCAGUAAAAUCAUUUUGAUAACUUGUUCCCGCCACUAUGACACUCGCGCUAAAACUCGUAGUAGAAUGAUGACGGCUAUAACGUUUUCCCGCCAAAAUUGCGUUGGCUCACGCAAGAGCACUACUUAGUAUUGAGAAAAUCUCGUAUUCGUAGUCGUCCUCGUCUCAGCAGCUAAAGCUCUCUAAUAUUAUGCAUCAGUCAAUUCCAACUGCGCCCAGCCCCCCCCCCCGGGCUACUGCGGGGUGUUUACCCGCCUUGUCAGUCCCGGGGGUGGGGCAUUUGCAAAUUUUGCACUGCCCGGGGCCGGGCAUUUGCCAACCCCCGGGCCAUUCCCGAGCUUUUGACACGCACGUGGUUUCCUAUCAGAAUAUAACUACACAGAAGGUUUUACUGGAAAAAAAAGCAGAUUGGCUCAUCUGUCAAGGACAGGAAUAAAUUGUAGAGGGUUGUAAAGGCCAGUUCACGAUUUUACAUGUAUGUAUGCAUUUCUUCAUUGCUUAUCAAGCCAGAAUUACAUAGCGAAAUUGGAGCUAUCGAUGUGAAUCAACGUUUUUUGGUUAUUGAAUCAACUUUCUGUUAAUAUUAUUUGAAGAACACCCUUUCAUAUUUAUAAAACUAUUCAUAACAUAUAACUUUACAGCGCUUUGUUAAUUUUAAUGUCAAUACUUUUAUAUCAAUACUAAAACCAUAAACUGGUGCAUGUCGUGGCGGCGUGAAGUCUUAAUUAGAAUAUAAUCCCAGCGCUAUUACAAAGGAAGACGUUAAUUGAAACAAAAAAUCGCACAUUAAAAUGGCACUAUUGGACUGUGUGAUCAAUAAAAAAUGUUGCACUGUUGACGGAGGACGGGGCAUUUGCCCUCUUUUUUCGUCCCCACCCCAGGGGAUUUGCCAGCUCAAGAGUCCCCACCCCCGGGAAUUUGCCAUCCAAGGCAAAAAAAAAAUGCCUGGGCGCAGGUGGAAUUGACUGAUGCAUGACUGCAAAACUAGACAACUGAUUUCUAGCGUUUAUUCUAUUUAUUCUUAUGCCGGAAUACGGUUAAUCGAACACGCUUAAGUCGUUCCAGUUACAAUAAGAUUGCACAUCAUGGCCCGCUCAAACAAUUUCAAAUGGUAUGUGCGCGUCUUAAGUCACAUUUUGUCUUAAAAUAGUUUAGUGGUGCUGUUUUAAUUAAUAAUUUUAAUUUUAAUUUUAAUAAUAAGUAAUAAUUUUCAAUUUUAGUUCUUUCGUUAUGCAAGUCUUUGCCAGUAGAAAGCUCAACUCUAGAUAAUGAAUGUGACAAUCUCUACCUGUAUCCAAAAUCAAGUGAGAAUAAUGUAAACAUCCUCUUACCGGGAACUCUGACUAACCCCCCUCCCUCGCCCCCCAAAACUUACACAUUCUGUACUCUCACCUCUAUACCUGGAACUUCUACGCUUUUUCUACAGCUAACAAACAAGCCGGACGCGAUUAAUCUGCGAUUACCUCGAGUGUAAACUUCUAUACUGAAAAUUAAGCUACACGAGUUUAACAUGAGUUUGACAUUGUUGUCAAGCGAAAUGAUUUUUCCCUGAUCAGAGCCUCAAGGCUCGCCGAAAGACUGAUUACCAAAAUAAUAUAUAUCUUAUUAGUUGAUGCCAGAUUCGAAACGUCGAACGUUGCCUGUAACGAACCUAAUGUUGAAGAGAAAAAUUUAUUGUUUUAGUUUAUUAUCAUUACGUUCGCCCAUGUGAAGCUCAACGGUUGACCUUAGCCUGAUCGAAUUUAGAGACUCAAACAAUAAAAGUACCAAACGUCUACUGAUAUACGUUACAGAUGAGCUGAAAUAUCUAGCGUUGUUUUCUUAUACCAAAGGACCAAACAAAAGCGAAAGAGAAUUUAAGUUAAAUAGUCCUCGCAAGCGUUUUCUCGCGUUUGACACAUGUUUUGAUUUCUUGCGCUUCCUCCAGAGUUGACUUGGAUGUCCGAGUUGCAACGAUUUGCUUGGCUUUAUAUUUGCCUCAGCAAGAUCUGAUUGGUUGUUUAAAUCAUCUAAUCAAUGAAAUUUUUGGAUCAUCCAAUGAUAGGUCUUGCUAAAGAGAAAUGGGUUCUAUGUGCUGUUUAAGAACGUUUAUCAUUUUACGACAUUUAAUUUCAAACCACUCAAGUAUGGAACUAGAUAAAACUCGUACCAAAGUUGACGUACCUUCAACUUCAAGUUACCAAAAGGUGAUAGCGGAUCUACACGCGCACGCGGCACAAGUGAGUCCACAUAGCUAAGAAAUUUGGUUAUCUAUCCAUCUGAGAAAUUUUAGUUACGUGACCAUACCGUCCACCCGUCCGCCCACACCACAGAGUAACCAAUGUGAAAUCUCACACUUUCUACCUAGUGUGGGAGGUUGCAACAUGAAAUUCCACAUCCAUGUUGUGGCCAAUUGGCAGCUGUCAAAACAGGGUAUGUGCUGACCAACAUCACAUGACCGUAGCGCGGGCUCAGGUGUCGACUCAUCGAGGUUGCGAGUUUUUUGAAGUUAUCCGCUUACAAGUUGCUGGUUUUCAACUGAUCGCAGGCUCAACUCCAAGUGGAUUUCUUUGCAAUGAUUGCAAGUGUAUCGUUUGAAGUAAAUUACAAAUUUACCAACGGGUGCUUCGCCUUUAGCCUUGGCUAAAUCUAUAUAUUAGACUUGAAUUUUUUUUUUUACAGCGUGGUCAUACUAUCCUCUUCCUCGGCGUGGCCGUGGUUAUUGCUCUAUUCCCGUAUGUCAUCACUAUGCCCAUCAAACGCCAAGUUUGCCCUCACAUCAAAAACUAUCAUCAUAUGAACAGUUCAGAGCCCUUGCCAAUACGAAUCAACUACCAGAUCUUCAAAGUGACUUCGAAUUUUCCUUCAAACGUGCAAAUUGUGCAGCUAUUUUGCAAGACAGGAUAUUUUCUAGGGUUAAAUAAUAUCGCCAAGAAGAAUCGAAUUGUCGGAAUUCUGAACCAAUCAAGUGAAAACAGUAAGUUUUUCCUGAUUAUUUGUCGUUCUUUUAAUUUACAUAUUUAAAUAAAGGUCUCAUUUAGCAUAUAAUACAAGACAAAAUUCACCGGAUAAAUAUAUUCUUUAACAUCAUCUCACAGGAGAAGCAGAGUGAUUCUCAGUGAUUCUCUGAAGCACAAAAGAGAGGACAUACAGAGGACAUACUAUAAUCUGGAGCGAGCAACUUCCGUGUACUCGUGUCACGGCGUUUUCACGGACCAGGUUGUUUUUUUAGAACGGUUUUGGCGCGAAUUUAGAAUAUCUUUUGAGUCCCAUAAACCAGUCAGCAAGACCUACAGACCUAAAAAUAAUAAUUUUUGCCUUUUAAUGACGUUACGUUUUCCUUUUUGAAAUCUUAUACUUCGAAUGCGUUCAUAGACGUGGCGGAGAUUCCAUUUUUGCGGAAAAAUUGCCCUAAAAUGUGUCUAAAAAUAGACUGGUUCGUAAAAACGCCGUGACAUAGGCCUAGUUUGAGAGUUGCUCGCUCCGGGUUAUGGGCUCCUUGAUUUUACUUGAGACUCUAAGAAUAACCAGCUUCAAGAGACUUUCAUGCAUAACUGUGUCUUGUGUUUGUUAUUGAGUAAAAGAGCCAUUGGCUUUUUUUAUGAUCAAUACUUGUCUAUAACAAAAAUUACUUUUUCUUUGAGAACACACGCUGGUUAACCCGAUUUCGUUUCCUUCCAAUACAGCAUUGUUCGAGUCCCAGUCCUUUGGAACAAGCAUACUAAGACUGCGUAAUCUUGUCACUGGGAGGUUUCUGGCCAUUAAUUCAAAUGGGAAGGUCGUUACUCAGGUAAUAUGUUUCGCCAUCAAGGCUAAAUCAUGGCUCUGGAACAAAUCUGAAAAUCUGAAAAAUCUGAAAAAAUUUGUAAAUUAUCAAUCAUUCAUCAUUUUCGACCGUUUUCAAUGAUUACCGCAGUAGGAUUAGCUCAGUCGGUAGAGCGCUUGACUGCAGAGCGGGAGGUCUCGGGUUCGAUUCCCGGGGCCGUAACAAUACUCAGGGUCUUAAAAUAAAUGAGAAAUGGAGGUAGUGCCUUUGCACUGGAAGCGGCUGGACCUUCGCGUGGCUCGGAUGACCAUGCCAAAAAUAACGGUGCCUUUUCCAGUAGGAGACCUAGAAAUAGUGUCCCCAAUUAGUACUUUCGUGUUAAAUACAUUGACGCUAAAAUAAAGUGCAUUUUUUCAUUAUAAAGAAAGUGUUUCGUAACCAGAGAUAAAAGACAAAGAAAUGACAAAAGAUAUCUUAGGACUCAGUGGAUGAACGGAAAAAAUUUGGUUCACGGUUUUUCAUGCUGCAGACCCUACAACAGUCAAUUUCGUUGAAAUGCCUGACGAAAGUUGAGGAUUUUUCAAGUCACACAUUCUCCACGGACUUCUCUGCCUUUCGUCUUUCUCUCCUUCGCAGGACCCUAUGGGCUCUUGCCUUCCCUAAUGUCCAGACUCCUCUCUUUUUUUCAAAUGGCCCGGUAAUAAGCGUAUCACCUUUGGAUAGGGCAUAGUGUGACAAUUGUUUCAACAAAUGUGGCGACUUCUGAAGCAAAUUCAGCCAUUUCUAAGCACGUUUCAGUUCAUAUGCACUAGCAGGGUUAGAUUAAACGCCAAACUAGCGUUUGUGCAUUUCUUUUGUGGAAAAUACGUUUUUUUUUAAUCAAACGGGGUACACAAGACAGAUGAAUUUGUUUUUUUAAAUUUCUUUUCUUUUCUUUAGGCUAAAGUCACAGAUGAAAGCUUUUUUAAGACGAUGUACGAGGAAAACUAUUUUCACACCUUCGCUUCUCAUAAAUAUUUUAAACAUAGACGGCAUGAUCUCUUCCUGGGAAUCAAGCAGAAUGGACGUAGCAAAUCUCCAAAGCUAACUUACCCGGGACAAAUUUCUGUUCAGUUUGUCUUGUUGCCUAACAAUAACACAGAAGAGAAAGCUCGUAUAACGUCGCGCGCAAAACAGAAUCGUGUUAGACCAGACAAGCGAGAUAAAGGAUAGUGAACUCCGACGAAGUCUGAGGGCCCAAAAAGUGGAAAACUUUUCAUUGUAUCGGGGUGAAGAUUUGUGAUGAAUUUGAUCGUGUCAUAAGCUACAGUCUGAAAUAUUGUGAAGAUUAGCAGAAUUUUUUUUGUAGCUCCGAUAAAACGGGCAACAAAAACGUGAAACGAG